AUGUCUUAACUCACACUCACUCACACCAAACACUCUCACUCUUUCUCCACCUUUCUUGCUUUCUUCUCCUUCCUCCAUUUCCUAUCUUCAUUCCUACCAAUGACUGACAUCACUGAUGAUAUUGCUGAGGAAAUCUCCUUCCAGAGCUUCGAUGAUGACUGCAGGUUGCUUGGUAAUCUCCUCAAUGACAUUCUCCAGCGUGAAGUUGGCACCAACUUGCUUGACAAGAUCGAAAGGACUCGAGUCCUUGCUCAGAGUGGUUGUAAUAUGAGGCAGGCGGGUAUUGUAAACAUGGCAGAGAUGCUUGAGAAGCAGUUGGCUUCGGAGUUAUCAAAGAUGACACUAGAAGAAGCUUUCACCCUUGCUCGUGCCUUCAGCCAUUAUCUUACUUUGAUGGGUAUAGCUGAGACCCACCAUAGGGUUCGUAAAGGAGGGAAUAUGGCACAAAUUGCAAAAUCUUGCGAUGAUAUAUUUAACCAGCUGGUGCAGGGUGGAGUCCCCCCAGAAGAACUUUAUGACACAGUCUGCAAGCAGGAGGUUGAAAUUGUUCUCACUGCUCAUCCCACACAGAUUAACCGUCGAACCUUACAGUUUAAACACAUUAGAAUUGCUCAUCUUUUGGAUUACAAUGAUCGACCUGAUCUUAGCACUGAAGAUCGAGAAAUGGUGAUUGAAGAUCUGGUGAGAGAGAUAACUUCAAUAUGGCAGACAGAUGAGCUUAGGCGCCAGAAACCCACUCCAGUUGAUGAAGCUAGAGCUGGUUUCAAUAUUGUGGAGCAGUCACUCUGGAAAGCUGUCCCUCAUUAUUUACGUCGUGUCAGCAAUGCAUUAAAGAAGCAUACAGGAAAGCCACUUCCUUUGACUUGCACUCCCAUAAAGUUUGGAUCUUGGAUGGGAGGUGAUAGAGAUGGAAACCCAAAUGUGACAGCAAAGGUCACAAAAGAUGUUUCACUUCUAUCUAGAUGGAUGGCGAUUGACCUCUAUAUUCGGGAAGUGGAUAGCCUCAGAUUUGAGCUAUCCAUGAACCAGUGCAGUGAUAGGUUGUCAAGAUUGGCACAUGAAAUUCUAGAAGCUAAGCAUGAGAAUCGCCGUGAGAAUUGGAAUCAGUCUGCGAAUAGAAGUCUCACACUUCCAACACAACUUCCAGCUAGAGCUCAUUUACCUUCUAUUGCUGAAAAUGGUGAAUCUCGGCAUCCCAGACUAGACAUUCCAGCACCUGAUUACAUGCAAUCCAAUCACAAGGAUGGUGGGGUUUCUGUAAGUUCAACUACAUCAAAACUUGCCAAUCCCAAUACUCGAUUACCAGGAACAAGUUCAGCAAAUUCCAGUGCUUCUUCAGCUGCACUUGGUCAAAAGAAAUUGUAUGCAGAAUCCCAGACAGGAAAGUCCACUUUUCAAAAGCUUUUGGAGCCAAUGCUUCCUCAACUUCCUGGAAUUGCUCCUUAUAGAAUUGUCCUGGGGAAUGUUAAGGAUAAGCUUGAGAAAAGUCGUAGACGGUUAGAAAUUCUUCUUGAGGAUGUUGCAUGUGACUAUGAUCCUUUGGAUUACUAUGAAACAUCUGAUCAGCUUUUGGAACCUCUGCUCCUCUGUUAUGAAUCUCUGCAAUCGUGUGGAUCUGGGGUGCUAGCUGAUGGUCGACUUGCUGAUCUGAUUCGUAGAGUUGCUACCUUUGGAAUGGUGUUAAUGAAGCUUGACUUGCGUCAGGAAUCUGGGAGACAUGCAGAAGCACUUGAUGCAAUAACACAGUACUUAGAUAUGGGUACUUACAGUGAAUGGGAUGAAGAAAAGAAGUUGGACUUCUUAACAAGAGAACUUAAAGGGAAGAGGCCUCUUGUUCCUGUUAGUAUAGAGGUUCAUCCUGAUGUUAAAGAAGUCUUGGAUACAUUCCGAAUUGCCGCUGAACUGGGGAGUGAUUCACUUGGAGCUUAUGUGAUCUCUAUGGCCUCAAAUGCAAGUGAUGUCCUUGCAGUAGAGCUUUUACAGAAGGAUGCACGGCUUGCUGCUAUUGGGGAGUUGGGAAAAGCAUGUCCUGGUGGAACGUUGCGGGUUGUCCCUCUGUUUGAAACUGUGAAAGACCUGAGAGGAGCUGGUUCAGUUAUCCGGAAACUUUUAUCAAUAGACUGGUACCAUGAACACAUCAUUAAGAACCAUAAUGGACAUCAAGAGGUUAUGGUUGGAUAUUCUGAUUCUGGUAAAGAUGCUGGUCGCUUUACUGCUGCUUGGGAACUUUACAAAGCUCAGGAGGAUGUUGUAGCUGCUUGCAAUGAUUAUGGAAUAAAGGUUACUCUAUUCCAUGGUCGUGGAGGCAGUAUUGGUCGUGGUGGUGGCCCAACAUAUCUGGCUAUUCAGUCCCAACCCCCUGGCUCUGUGAUGGGAACGCUUCGGUCUACUGAGCAGGGAGAGAUGGUAGAGGCUAAGUUUGGGUUGCCACAGAUAGCUGUUAGACAACUUGAGAUAUACACAACAGCUGUACUACUUGCAACCCUUCGUCCACCUAUCCCACCCCGAGAAGAAAAAUGGCGUAAUGUCAUGGAAGAGAUCUCAAACAUCAGUUGUCAGUGUUACCGCAAUGUAGUGUAUGAAAAUCCAGAAUUCCUGGCCUACUUCCAUGAAGCCACACCAGAGGCAGAACUUGGCUUCCUUAACAUAGGUAGCCGCCCUACAAGAAGGAAGAGCUCAGUAGGAAUCGGACACCUUCGUGCAAUUCCCUGGUUAUUUGCAUGGACACAAACAAGAUUCGUUCUUCCAGCUUGGCUUGGAGUCGGAGCAGGUUUAAAAGGAGCUUGCGAGAAAGGUUACACCGAAGAGCUAAAAGCCAUGUACAAAGAAUGGCCCUUCUUUCAAAGUACCAUAGAUCUUAUUGAGAUGGUUUUGGGGAAAGCUGACAUUCCUAUAGCCAAGCACUAUGAUGAAGUCCUUGUGUCAAAGGAGAGGCAAGAGCUUGGCCAUGAACUAAGAAGUGAGCUCAUGACAGCUGAAAAGUUUGUCAUGGUUAUUAGUGGGCACGAGAAACUUCAGCAGAAUAAUAGGAGCUUGAGGAGGCUAAUUGAGAAUAGACUUCCCUUCCUUAAUCCCUUGAACAUGUUGCAGGUGGAGAUACUCAAGAGGUUAAGACGUGAUGAUGACAACCGUAAGAUCAGAGAUGCUUUGCUUAUCACCAUAAAUGGGAUUGCUGCAGGGAUGAAGAAUACAGGUUGACCUUGCUUCUCAAGGACUAUAUUGUACAAGCCUUCCACAAUUCACAUAUGUUCACCCUUGUUUUAUAAUAGGUUUGCUAAGGAAAGAUUAUCAUAGCCAUAAUGGUGAAUGGUUUGUUCUGUACUCAGAUAUACUGUUAUAUAAGAAUGUGAUGCAAAAUAAUUAAGUUUUUCCAGCAUUUUGGUUCCUA
Messenger RNA from Glycine soja, 3388 nucleotides. Its product is annotated as phosphoenolpyruvate carboxylase 4-like. Gene Ontology annotation, cellular component: cytosol. The record is from RefSeq and is a predicted model, not a curated record. Bases 100 to 3198 code for a protein of 1032 amino acids. Lineage: Eukaryota; Viridiplantae; Streptophyta; Magnoliopsida; Fabales; Fabaceae. Gene Ontology annotation, biological process: tricarboxylic acid cycle; carbon fixation. The transcript is spliced from 20 exons. Gene Ontology annotation, molecular function: phosphoenolpyruvate carboxylase activity.